Anoplophora glabripennis (Asian longhorned beetle) is the source of this 1192-nucleotide messenger RNA. Its product is annotated as sorbitol dehydrogenase. Gene Ontology annotation, biological process: D-sorbitol catabolic process. Gene Ontology annotation, molecular function: zinc ion binding; L-iditol 2-dehydrogenase (NAD+) activity. Lineage: Eukaryota; Metazoa; Arthropoda; Insecta; Coleoptera; Cerambycidae. The transcript is spliced from 9 exons. The coding region runs from base 2 to 1114 and encodes 370 amino acids. The record is from RefSeq and is a predicted model, not a curated record.
CAUGCAUAUUUGUAGUGCAACUAGCGGCAGCUCUCCAUCGCCCGGCAUGGCUCCCAAGGAUAACUUGUCCGCCGUUCUGUACGGCAUCAACGACAUGAGAUUGGAGCAGAGGCCAGUUCCUGUACCAAAAGACAAUCAGGUCCUCUUGCAGAUGGAAGUUGUCGGAAUUUGUGGGUCAGAUGUACACUACCUCGUAAAUGGAGGAAUUGGUCCUUUCGUCCUCAAAAAACCCAUGGUCAUAGGUCAUGAAGCUUCCGGUACCGUAGUACAAGUAGGAAGUAAAGUAACAAAUCUCAAACCAGGUGAUCAAGUAGCCAUCGAACCUCAGGUACCAUGCCGUAUAUGUUGGUACUGCAAAACAGGAGAUUAUCAUCUUUGCCCUGACAUAUUCUUCUGCGCCACUCCUCCAGAUGACGGUAAUCUGUCUAGAUACUACGUCCACGAUGCCGAUUUCUGCUACAAACUUCCUCCAAACAUGGAUCUGGAGGAUGGAGCCCUCAUGGAACCCUUGUCAGUAGGAGUCCACGCCUGUAAAAAGGGUAAUAUCAAGAUAGGAGAUGUCUGUCUGGUUCUUGGUGCAGGUCCUAUUGGUCUGGUGACUUUACUUGCCGCUAAGGCAAUGGGAGCCUCAAAAGUUGUUGUUACGGAUGUAAUCGAUUGCAAGCUCGAGAUGGCCAAACAGUUAGGAGCCGACUUCGUCAUCAAAACCUUAAAUCUUAGUGAGGAGGAAGUGGUAAACAAGAUAAAGGAACUAUUAGGGGAAGAACCGACUGUUAGCUUCGAUUGCUCGGGAGCAGAGCAAGCUGUUAGGGUUGCUCUAACAGUAACAAGGACGGCAGGAAAGGUAGUUCUGGUAGGUUUGGGCAAAUUUGAAAUGACAUUGCCUUUGACCAGUGCUUUGAUUCGUGAGGUAGACAUCAGGGGAGUUUUUAGAUACAACAACGAUUACCCUACAGCCAUUGAGAUGGUCAGAUCGGGAAAAAUAAACGUGAAACCUUUGAUCACCCAUCACUAUACCCUCGAGGACACCCUCAAAGCCUUCCACACCGCCAAGACUCAAGAGGGCAAUCCGAUAAAAGUAUUAAUCCACGCCAAUCCAAACUGGAAACCCUAAAUUUUCUAUUCUUUUGGUUUAUAUUAAACUCUUGUACUUAUUUUAAAUAAAUAGUUUGUUAACUAAGGUUCCUACUAA